Molecule: messenger RNA, 1984 nt
Organism: Bacillus rossius redtenbacheri
Lineage: Eukaryota; Metazoa; Arthropoda; Insecta; Phasmatodea; Bacillidae
Product: cytochrome P450 4g15-like
Exons: 1
Coding region: 2-1534 (510 amino acids)
Molecular function (GO): monooxygenase activity; heme binding; oxidoreductase activity, acting on paired donors, with incorporation or reduction of molecular oxygen
Source: RefSeq, a predicted model, not a curated record
CAUGGCUGCGUGGGUCGCGUGCGGCGUGCUCCUGGCAGUAGCGACGGGCCUGCUGGUCUGCUGGAGGCGCAGUCGCUACCGCAGGCUCGGGGACGCCUUGCCGGGGCCCGCCGGGCUGCCCCUGGUCGGCAACGCCCUGACCGUGGCGGGGCUCGGCGCGGGCACCAUGCAGUACUGGCGGGAGCAGCGCGCCAAGCACGGCUCCACCUGGAAGCUGUGGCUGGGUCCCGUGCUGGUGGUCACCGUGACCGACCCCCGAGACGUCAACACCGUGUUCACCAGCGGCGCCACGGCGUCCAAGCCCGCGCCCUACAAGCUCUUCCGGCUCUUGUUGGGAGAUGCGCUGUUCGUGGCCGAAGGCGAGCAGUGGAGGAGGCUGCGGAGGAUGAUGGAGCCAGCAUUUAACGCGCAGACCCUCGCCUCGUUCCAGGAAACUUUCGACAAGAAGAGCAACGCUUUGGUCCGAGCGCUCGAGAAGCACGUCCGAGGCGAAGCAUUCGACUUGGAGGACUACCUGAUGGCGCACGCUCUCGAGACGAUCACGGAAACCAUCUUCGGCGCAGAAACUUUGGUCGGGGAAGAUAACAAAAUUAUGUCCGUUAAAAACUUCCAACAAAUCAAAAGCAGUUUCUACUGUCUUGUGAUGAAGCCAUGGUUCUGGUGGGUAAGUGUAGUUAGGAUGACCCCUGCGUACAAGGAAUUCAUGAACUUGGCCAAACCUCUUCUGGAUUACGUUGAUGAAGUGAUUCGUCACAAAAAAGAAUCUAAAGUAUUUACCCCUACAACGAAUGAGUGCAAUGAAAGAAAUGUUGCAGGAAACGGCAAGAAAUACGUGGGUUUUUUGGAUCUUGUGUUAAAUCAUGGCAAUGAUAAUAGUUUUAUAACAAGCCAAGAAUUACGAGACCAAACCAUAGGCUUAAUGGUUGGUGGCAUAGACGCCACAGCCCUCACUAUGGCAGUUGUGCUCAUGCUACUCGGUAUCCACAGGGAUGUGCAAAGGAGGGUCGUGGAGGAGCUAGAAGGUAUUUUUGGGGAUGAUGUGCGCAGGGAAGUUACCCACAAGGAUCUGAAACGAAUGGUGUAUUUAGAGCAAGUCAUCAACGAAACUAUGAGAUUGUUCCCAGUGUCCCCGGUUGUGGCAAGACAAGCACAAGAAGAUAUAGUUCUUUCCAAGUUCACGAUUCCUGCUGGGACCACGAUAGUGAUUCCAAUAUACCAACUGCAAAGAGAUCCCCAGUACGUGUUACAGCCUCAAGACUUUGAUCCAGACCGAUUCAGUCAUUCUACCGCUGAAGGAUGGCGAAAGUUAUCAUUUGUUCCUUUCACUGCUGGCAGGAGGAUCUGCAUCGCCAAGAACUACUCGUACAUGCAGAUGAAGACCACCUUGUCCUCUGUGCUCCGAAACUAUGAGAUACUACCGUGUGGCAGUCGUGAUGAAAUGGAGUGCUUGGAGUUCGAGUUGAUGCUGAAGUUGGUGCAUGGUUAUAAAGUGAAGAUCAAGAAGAGAGAGUGGAAAAAUGCAGCUUUCGAAUAAAAUUAAAUAAAUUAGUUAAUGCUUCAUAAUCAACGAAACAUUGGGAAUUUAUCAUACAUAGAUUUAAAAUCUAUAAUUAAUAAUUAGCAUCUGAGACACUAACAUUUUAAAACUUAUUUUCAAUAACAUAAAUAGUUUUCAUAUAUGUAUGUAAUCCUAAAAUGCAACUAUAUGUAUAUAAUACUAAAAUGCAACAUGUAAUAUAAAUUGAUAAAUAAAAAUUAUUAUAAAGUUUUUUUUGCGACAUCUUAAAUGUUUUAAGAUGUUAUAAAUUAUAAUUUAUAAGAUUAUUGGUUUUAGGUUUGAAGAUAAUGACAAAAUAUGGACAUGGUGGCUAUUAAUUUAAACUUAGUUUACUAAAAUAACGGAAUAUUGCAUAAAAUGUUAAAAUCUUAUUUUUUCUGACGAAGUACUAAAAUACAAUAAAUAGAACCCUUAAAAUGAUGUAAA